Messenger RNA from Exophiala aquamarina CBS 119918, 1128 nucleotides. RefSeq lists its product as uncharacterized. Gene Ontology annotation, molecular function: NAD+ binding; oxidoreductase activity, acting on the CH-OH group of donors, NAD or NADP as acceptor. The coding region runs from base 1 to 1128 and encodes 375 amino acids. Lineage: Eukaryota; Fungi; Ascomycota; Eurotiomycetes; Chaetothyriales; Herpotrichiellaceae. Gene Ontology annotation, biological process: fatty acid metabolic process. The record is from RefSeq and is a predicted model, not a curated record. The transcript has a single exon.
AUGGCUUCGCCACAUCAAGCACAACAACAGAACCUCCCCCACGGCGAUGAAAAGGUCUGCCUGAUCGGGCUCGGCGCGAUCGGGAUCUCGUUCCUGGCGCUGCACCUGACAUACACAUCGGCGCAGCUAUCCGUGUACGACCCACGGCCGGAUCUAGAGUCGCACCUCUCGUCCAUCCUGCCGCUCUACCUGCCGCAAGGUCCGACGUCCCCAGGACUGUCCGUGGCGGAGCUUCGCUCUCAAGGGCGACUGCGGAUCUGCAGCACGCUGGACGACGCGCUCGUGGGCGCGACGAUCGUACAGGAGCAAGGUCCCGAGAACGAGGCGUUCAAGCGGUGGACGUGGCGGAGCGUGCUCCCCAAGGUCGCGGCGAGUUGUAGGCUGUGGAGCUCCACGAGCGGGAUUUCCGCGAGCAGGCAGCUUGCUGGUCUGGAGGACGGUGGGCAUGCGGGCGAGGAGACGCUGGAAAGCGAUCUGGCGACUAGCGCCCGCGAACGACUCCUCGUCGUGCACCCGUUCAACCCGCCGCACAUCAUGCCGCUGGUGGAACUCGUCCCGUCGCCGUCCACGCUUGCGGCCGAGGUGGCGUUCGCGACGGAAUACUUCCUCUCGCUGCGCAGCGGCCACCGUCCGAUCACGAUCCACAAGGAGACCAAGGGCUUCGUCGCCAACCGGCUGAGCUUCAUCCUGCUCCGCGAAGCGUGCCACUUGGUCAAUCAAGGUGUCGUGUCCGUGGCGGAGCUGGAUGAGAUCAUGCGCGCGAGCCUGGGCCCGCGAUGGGCGGUCAAGGGCGUCUUUGAGAUGUAUGGUUUCGGUGGCGGGACCAGGGGCAUGGCUGGAUUUUUGGACACCAUUGGUGGGAGUAUUGGGGAGGUUUGGGAUGAUGCUGGGGGGUUGGAGUUUAGGGAUAAUGAUCAGGCUGAGGAUAACGGGAUGGGAUGGAAGGACGUCGUGAUCGCGCAGACGGAUGAGGCCUAUGGGUUGCCUACCGCCCCAGGGAUUAGGAGGAGAGAUGAGGGUUUGAGGGCCGUGGUGAAGUGUCAGAGGGAGAUUGAUGCUGCGGUGGCGGGGGAAGAGAAGGGGGGAGGGAGAGAGAGUGAGAGAGCGGGAGAGAGGGAUAAGGCUUAG